Messenger RNA from Hemicordylus capensis (graceful crag lizard), 4352 nucleotides. RefSeq names its product phosphatase and actin regulator 1 (gene PHACTR1). The record is from RefSeq and is a predicted model, not a curated record. Bases 564 to 2453 code for a protein of 629 amino acids. The transcript is spliced from 16 exons. NCBI's taxonomy places the organism in Eukaryota, Metazoa, Chordata, Lepidosauria, Squamata, Cordylidae. Gene Ontology annotation, biological process: cell motility; stress fiber assembly. Gene Ontology annotation, molecular function: actin binding.
UCAGAAGAGAAGUGGGGUUGCUCCAAACCACACAGCACAUUUUGUCGUGAUUAGAAAAUACUCCACACCUUUUGCAGAGCAGUGGAGAAGACAGGAAUAAUUUUAAAUGCAAAUGAAACUGAGGGGGUAGCAGGAAGGGAACAGAUAAACCAGUAAAACAAAGCCUUUUUUCAGUUUUCUUUAAGUAGCAGGCUAAUGUGUUCUGAAGGGGGGGGGGGCUUUUCUCAGAUCUGUGCAAAGUGGUUUCAAUUUAUCACAAGAUACAGCAGGCUGAUUAGAUUUUUCUCCUCAACUCUUUAUUUUGAGAAGGAAAUGACAGUGAGUUGCUAGGAUUUAGAGGCAUUUUUAACACUACUCAGCUUUGCUUCAUGAUCUACAGUAGGAUGCAAGGAGGGCCGUAAUACUGGUGCUGCAGAAAACCACCCGGAAGAUCUGGAGAAGUUUUCCAUUAUGAUAUGCUUGCUAAUAUGGAAAUGGUUUCAUGCUAACUGACCAAGAAGAAGAGGAAACUGACUACAUCACUUUGAGGGGAAAAGUUGAAUUGGCAGCAAAAUCUUUCCAAGAUGGAUGGUCCCUUCAAGAUGGACUACUUGUUAGAUGUCGACGCAGCCUACCGACUGUUUUACAGUCAAGGAGCCCAAGCUCGCCGGGCGACCCUGCUCACUGUACCCACAUUAAUGGCGUCAUCUUCCGAGGAGGACAUAGACCGGCGACCCAUCAGGAGAGUCCGGUCCAAGAGUGACACCCCUUACCUAGCCGAGGCCAGGAUCUCCUUCAACCUCGAGGCAGCUGAAGAAGUGGAGAGACUGGCUGCAAUGCGCUCAGACUCGCUGGUUCCAGGGACCCACACUCCGCCAAUUCGAAGGAGAAGCAAGUUUGCCACUCUAGGAAGACUUUUCAAGCCAUGGAAAUGGCGGAAGAAGAAGAGUGAGAAGUUUAAGCACACGUCAGCAGCACUUGAAAGAAAAAUAUCAAUGAGGCAAAGCAGAGAAGAACUAAUCAAGCGAGGAGUGUUGAAGGAAAUUUUUGAUAAAGAUGGGGAACUUCCCAUACAAAAUGAAGAAGGAUCAUUGGAGAAUGGGCAGACUCUCUGUUCCAGCCAGGCUUCGCUCCCAGCCCUAUCAGAACUGGAUCCAUGUUCAGCAACUGGGGAUUCCUGUACAUAUGAAGUGCUCCCGACUCCAGAGAUCAUGGAUGGAACAGCGUCUGAAGAAAGUCCCACGUCCAGUGAAUCUGGUGUCCACCUAUCUCAAGAUCCUUCAUCUAAACCAGUCUUGCUACUGCCCCCCAAAAAACCUGCUGCUUUCUCUGGAGACCAUGAGGACACCCCAGUGAAACAGCUCUCCCUCCUCAAACAGCCCCCCGCCCUGCCUCCUAAACCCAUUGCCAGGAUUGCCAACCACUUAGCUGAUCCUGGUGCUCCUGUGAAACUGCCUUGUAUGCCAGUCAAACUAUCACCUCCGCUACCUCCAAAGAAAGUCAUGAUUUGCAUGCCUUUAGGGGGACCAGAUCUCUCCCUCACAUCCUAUUCCACGCAGAAGAGCUCCCAGCAACCAUUGGCUCCACAUCAUCACACGGUCCUACCGUCACAGUUAGCAAUGCACCAGCAUCCGUACGGCAGCCACAGCCCACACUUGCCUUCUGGAUCCAGCACGUUACCUAUGCACCCUUCAGGAUGCCGGAUGAUUGACGAAUUGAAUAAGACACUGGCCAUGACCAUGCAGAGGCUAGAAAGCUCUGGUUUACACGGGGGCGACAAUAUCACAAAAACUGGACCUGGAGGCCUUUCAGACAUGAGACAAGUGCCAACUGUUGUGAUCGAAUGCGAUGACAAUAAAGAAAAUGUGCCUCAUGAAUCUGACUAUGAAGAUUCUUCUUGCCUCUACACAAGAGAAGAAGAGGAUGAAGAUGAAGAGGAAGAUGAAGAAAGCUCAUUAUUUACAAGUUCCCUGGCAAUGAAAGUCUGCAGGAAGGAUUCUUUAGCCAUCAAACUUAGCAACAGACCAUCCAAACGAGAACUGGAGGAAAAGAAUAUCCUCCCCAUGCAGACUGAUGAGGAGAGGCUCGAGCUAAGACAGCAAAUUGGGACAAAGCUAACAAGACGACUGAGCCAGAGGCCAACUGCUGAAGAAUUGGAACAGAGGAACAUUCUGAAACCACGGAAUGAGCAAGAGGAGCAGGAAGAAAAACGGGAAAUAAAGAGAAGAUUAACACGCAAGCUAAGUCAAAGGCCCACAGUGGAAGAGCUGCGUGAGAGAAAAAUCCUCAUCCGCUUCAGCGAUUAUGUGGAAGUGGCAGAUGCUCAGGACUACGAUAGACGGGCAGACAAACCAUGGACGCGACUCACAGCUGCUGACAAAGCAGCAAUUCGCAAAGAGCUCAAUGAGUUUAAAAGCACUGAAAUGGAAGUUCAUGAAUUAAGCAGGCAUCUAACAAGGUUCCAUAGACCAUAGAAGUUCACUCCUACGUGAAUAUGACACCAUCUUCAAAACGUAACUGAAAAGAACCAUAAGUGCUGGUAUUAUUCACUUCUCUGUUACGUACAAUGUAAAUCUUCUGAACUGCCUUUUUAAAAACAAAAAUCAAUUAAAACAGGAAGGAAAAAAAGGAAACUAUAUUCCCCUGUACUGGGUAGAACUAUAUCAGAAGACCUGUUGGCACAACCCUUAGCAGCUGAAACCACCCACGGCAAGAAUCAUACCAAGAGUUGGCACUUCCAUUUAAAACUCUCCGCUGUGUGAAUUCCCCAUACUCAUUCAAAACCAGCCGCUCAUGCAUACUGGCUUUCUUCAAUCACCUGUUAUCCCUCCAACCAUCUUUCACCUGACUCCAAAGAAAACUAAGGCACUUGGUGCUGACCCAGACAUGACGAACAAAUGCUUCAAGAGGGCCUACUCUUCUUCUGGGUCAACACACUUCUACCAAACACUUCUUUCUGUUUGAGAGCACCUUAGAAAGAUCAGGAGGGUGAAGACCCACUCUGAGGAUCUACCUAUCUUUUGACACUUUCUGAGAAUUGUCCCUGGAGGAUCUUUUGGUUGGCUGGCUGGCUUUUGCAAGGGAACCACAAGAGGAUUCCUCAUCAUACAUCUCUUUAAUUCAAGUGACUCCUUUGCUGCAAAAGCAAUUUUUGAAAUGAUGACAGAUACAGGGAGAUUUGGGAACAAGCUUAUCUUUACAAGCUGAACAAGUCAGGUUGCCUUCUACCCUGCUUAAUGCUUCAUGGUCACAUUUGCACCUAUGCAGAGGUUGGCUGGCAAAGCAGCUGUGCUGGGUAACCAAAUCUAUAUGGCACACUAACUUUGCAUUCUGUAAGGUACAAGGUGGAGAAGAAUGGAGCUCAAGAUAACUGGAGGGCCAAUUUUACCCUGUAAGCAUGGUGUUUUGUUUUGUUUUUAAGAGCAGGGGUUUCUGUUUUGUAGAACACUACCUGGUGUAAAUAACAAAAUAUGAAUAGCUCAGUAUGAUACUGAGAACCAAAGCAUUUGGCAGAAAGCUCAAGGUGGGGUUGUUGUUUUUUGUUUUAAAAGUAUUGGCUCUUUUCUUUUAAUUAGUAAAGCGGCCCGUGCACACUGGAAAGCAUUAUAGGCCAAAUCGAUCAAAGCACUGGAAAGCUAGGCCUACCUAGCGAACAGAUCGUUAUUUGGUUCAUGUUUGCAUCUAUUUGAUGUCACUGGAGCAAAAGCUUCAUUCUCUUUCAGCAGCUGAGCCCUUAGCUACACCCAUCCCAAGCAAACCGUUAUAGCUAUGAUGGCUUCAUGCUCAGACUUUUUCACUGAUGUAGGAACAUAAUGAUAAUGUCUAGUCACUUGCUUUGGAAAGUGUGUGCAGGAGGCAUCACUUUUCUUUAAAGAAGAACACUUGUCACCCUACAUUCUUGCCUCACACAUUAAAAUUCUUUCCACAGAAUUCCAUUCAAGGAUUGUCUAACUGUUAAAGGGUUGAAGAAAACCCUCCCCACUCCCCGAGUAAAAAAAAUUGGCUUGACAAGUGAUUCUUGAAUUCAUCCUGAAAAUGAGGGCAGAACAGUGAGAAGUAUUUAGGAACAAAUGUGCAAAACACUUUGUUUCGGAAGGAAGGAGGGCACACUGAAAAAGUCUGAAAAAUAAAGGGAUUGUCCCAUUACCAUUAGGGAUGUGCACGGAACCGGUUCGGAGGCUCUUUAUGGGAGAACCCUUAUAGGAGAACCUUAUGGGAGAACCCUUUACGGGCCUUCCUUUAUGGGCCUCUGAACCAGUUCGAAGAACCAGAGGUUACACCAGUUCGAAGGCAGCGGGGGUGCCACUUUAAGAGCGGGGUAGGGUGCACUUACCCCUCCUGCCUCUUUCCCACCGCCGGCAUCCUUUGUUUAU